UUUAGAGAGCAGAUCUUCAUCAUCAUCAUGAUAUAUUCCUCGUGGAGCUACAUCGAAUUCCUCCAUCUAUCUAACUAUGUAAUCACUUACGACUCCUCCUUCUCCUGGACGUCGCAAUCAACACACAGGCAAUCACUUUUGUUUAUCUUCUUCUAAUGCUUUGAGAAUACACGAUCGGAGAAAAUCGAUUCGAAGAAGUCUCAUCAAUCCUUCAAGAUUCAGGCUUACCCACCAGACAUUAUUUGUUCGAGUUCACACUAGUUUCUGCAGUCGGAGUCCAUUCUUCUUCUAUAUUGGAUGCUCUUUUCAACAAAUUUUCAGAUUAGUGACUAAGUCUGACUAUUUAACGUUGCGAAAUGGUUUCAUAAGUGUUUAUAUGGGUCCAGGAAGUAAAUUUUACUUCCAAAAGUAUAUCCAAACGUCAUUGGAGGAUGAUUUCAAAACAGUUGUAGGAGUAAGUCAUGUCUUGUGGGCGUCAUUUGUGAUCUUCUUGCUCCUGAAUAUUAAUGAUAAUCUUGGUGGUUGGAACAGAGCUUCAAGUUAUUAUGAAAAAAAUGGCUAUGGAAAUCACCCAAAGACAUUGCAGACGGCAAAGGAGAAUUUUGAGUUAGCCCUGGAGGUUGACAAUUCAAAUAAACAAGCUAGAGGGGCUGCUUUAUUGGUUGAAGCUGCAGUAUGUGUGAUCCAGAUGCAUAAUAUGAACUAG
Molecule: messenger RNA, 706 nt
Organism: Impatiens glandulifera
Lineage: Eukaryota; Viridiplantae; Streptophyta; Magnoliopsida; Ericales; Balsaminaceae
Exons: 7
Coding region: 377-706 (109 amino acids)
Biological process (GO): defense response
Cellular component (GO): membrane
Source: RefSeq, a predicted model, not a curated record